CCUUCCUAGAACAGAAAAUGUGCGUUAGUAUGUUGCAUAAAAUUGCAACGUUUAUGGUGGCUAACUACCGCACAUUAAGAAAGUUAACCGAGGAUGAAAAAAUUGAAGUUUACCAAGCAGCACGACAGAUGUGUGCUGAAGCAUCUGCCCUGAACUGUUACCUGUGCCGUUCAGCUGAAGAUCCUUCAUGCGCAACCAAUCCGCAAAACCAGGGAGAUUGUGAUGAGUACCUGGCUUUUUUAAAUGCUCCAAUCGUCCAAGUAAAUACCAUUAAGAACACCACUCACUGCGUCAGUCUCGUGUACACCAAUGUUACAGAGAACAGCGGUCGCAAGUACACAGAAAGGAUGUGUGUGCCAAUACCGGACAUGACGAAUCCCUGCUUGGAGGUAGCUAAAAUGGUGAAGGUAGAGAGCUGUCACUUCUGCUCCGAAGAUCUGUGUAAUCGUGGUGGAAGAACUGAUUCGAUACAGAAAUUCUAUAUCCUACUGCUAUAUUACGUGGGACAUUUGUUACUUACCUGACUGAGGCACUAAUUUAGCUGGACACGGUUUUGUGAUAUGUACAUAAGUGUACUUCAAAUUGUUAAACAACUCUUAAAAAAGGGACGAAUUGUUUGUCACUGACAUCUUAAUGUGAUAAAAAGGUUACAAUUUCAAGAAGUGCUACACCACACACUGGCAUUGGGAGCGAUUUGGGUAUGAAAAUAAUGAAACUGCUUUGCAGGCAUAGUUCAACUUAUCUGUAGUGGAUUCCUGUUUUGGCCUCAGAGUUAUUGGAGGAAAUUGUUCGUGUUUUUUUUUUUGUUUUUGUGUUUUUUUGGGCUGAACCGAGCUUUUGUCGCCACAUAAAAAUAUAACUGUUGUCUUUCAUCGAUUUUCAUUUGGAAACUAACGACUGUAAAUUAUGUAAAACAAAAUAAAACAGUUUACAUCUCUCAGAA
Schistocerca nitens (vagrant locust) is the source of this 943-nucleotide messenger RNA. RefSeq lists its product as uncharacterized. The transcript has 3 exons. Gene Ontology annotation, biological process: positive regulation of voltage-gated potassium channel activity; regulation of synaptic transmission, cholinergic; sleep. NCBI's taxonomy places the organism in Eukaryota, Metazoa, Arthropoda, Insecta, Orthoptera, Acrididae. Bases 18 to 524 code for a protein of 168 amino acids. The record is from RefSeq and is a predicted model, not a curated record.